Phalacrocorax carbo (great cormorant) is the source of this 6659-nucleotide messenger RNA. NCBI's taxonomy places the organism in Eukaryota, Metazoa, Chordata, Aves, Suliformes, Phalacrocoracidae. The record is from RefSeq and is a predicted model, not a curated record.
UGCCAGCUGGGCAUCCCCCCACCCAUGACCGAGCAGCUUUAGGGCUGCUGUUUCCUACUCCCAAACCCCUUCUCUCCCUGACCCAGCUCCUCUUUCUCUGUCUCUCCUCCCCCCCAGUAGUUUUUACAUCACUGACAGACUUCCUGUGAGUCAGCACCAGCAGUCAUGAGCGAAGUAGCUGGAAGACGAAGAAGAGCUCAAAGUGGGUAGAAAUAAGAAAAUUUGGCCAAUGGCACUUGGACACCUCCAGACCCGCAUGCUGCUGAGGGAGAUGGGAGACAGGUUUAGCCCUUUUGAAGGAAAACAUAGGCUUUCAUCUAAAGAAGAGUAACACAAACCAGCACUGGCACGUUCCCAUGGUUGCUACCUCCCACCUACCCUGGCAGGCAGGUGGCAAUGUCCAGGAGGACGCUCAGCAAUGCCUCUCCUAGUAACCACCACCCAGGCCCCCACCUCUGAAGAACCAGGUGAUGAAACAGCCAGCCAUGAUGACUCUGGAGCUCUUGGGGGUAGAGAAUUUUCUCAGGCAUACUCAGAAGAAGUUGUACACUUGCAUGAUUUGUGGGGACAGUUUUAAGCACAAGGGCAUCCUGAUGGCCCACCAGAAAUCCCAUAAGGAAGAGAUACAGGUUGAAGGCUGUGAGGAGGAUGGUCCUGAUCAGGCUGGAGAGCUGCAUGAUCAAGAAGCCAUCAGAGCUGGAGGGGAGGCCAAUGGGGAAGUCCAUAGCAAGCACAGCACACAGAGUGAUCCUGAGAGAAGGGAAAAGCCCCAUUCCUGCACUGAGUGUGGGAAGAGAUUCAAGAUGAAGGUGGACCUCACCAAGCACCUCCGGACUCACACAGGCAAGAGACCGUUCCCCUGCAAUGGCUGUGGCAAGAGGUUCAUCACCAAAUCACAACUCAAGGAGCACCAGAGGAUCCACACAGGUGAGCAGCCGUACAAGUGCCUGGACUGUGGGAAGAAUUUCGCCCAGAAGUCGCAGCUCAUCGUGCACCAACGGAUCCACACAGGUGAGAAGCCCUACCAGAGCAGCAGCUGCCAGAAGAGUUUCGUGGACAAGUCGCAGCUGGUGGCCCACCACCAGAUUCACGCGGGUGACCGUCCCUUCCAGUGCGGGGUGUGCAGCCGCGUCUUCUGCCAGAAGAUCACCCUCGUCAAGCACCAGCGGGUUCCCAGUGCCAAGGGGGCCCAGAGGGACACCACCAGGGCCAUCGUGGCUGAAUCCACUCCUGCAGGGUAGAAGAUCUUCCGCUGCAGCACCUGUGGGAAAGAGUUCAAGAAGAAAUCAGUGCUGGUGACCCACCAGAGGAUUCACACUGGGGAGGACCCAUACCCCUGCCCCUUGUGCGGGAGGUGCUUCCGGCAGAAGAUCCACCUCACCCAGCAUCAGCGGACCCGUGAGCGGCCUGAUGCCCAUGUCUGUGGAGCCUGUGGGGAGCAAUUCUGCAGCAAGAGGGAGAUGCUGAAGCACCACCAAGGCUACCAUCCCCAGCAGGCCCCACACACCUGCACCACCUGUGGAAAGCGCUUCAGCCAGAAGGUCGGCCUCACAGCCCACCGCCGUGUACAUGUGUGGGAGGAGACCCCCAGCGCUACAGGGGAUGGGCAUCCCCGCACCACCCUUGGUGGUACCCACACAUGCAGCCAGUGUGGGAAGAUGUUCACCAAGAAGGGAAACCUGGCCAACCACCAGCAGGCUCAUGCUGAGGGCCAGGGUUACCACUGUAGGGCUUGCGGCAAGGGCUUCGCCAAGCACGGGGAGCUGACCCAGCAUGAGCAGACCCACACCGGGGAGAAGCCCUAUGGGUGUGGGCAGUGUGGCAAGCGCUUUGCCCAGCGCACCCAGCUGGUCACCCACCAGCGCAUCCACACCAGCGAGCGGCCCUACCCCUGCAGUGACUGUGGCAAGGGCUUCCGUCAGAAGAUCGCCUUGGUCAAGCACUGCCACGUCCAUGAGCGUGGCAGGGACAAGGGAGGUAGCGAAGGCAUCAGUGCCAACAUCAGUGCCAAUGUUGACACCAAUGCCACCAACACCAAUGACAGUGUCAAGACCAAUGCCAAGGUCAAUGCCAAUGCCAAGGUGGAUGGCAAAGAUGAGGAGAGCCUGGCUCUCCCCUGUCAGAGGCUCCCCGUUGGUGAGUGGCCCUUCUCCUGCAGUGAGUGUGGGAAGGGAUUUGCCCAGAAGGCUCAGCUAGUAGUCCACCACCGCAUCCACACCGGGGAGCGCCCCUUCCUCUGCGCUGAUUGCCCCAAAGAUUUCAUCAACAAGUCUCACCUUGUUGUCCACCGCCGUAUCCACACUGGCAAGCGCCCCUUCCCCUGUGCUGCCUGCAGCCGAGCCUUCACCCAGAAGGUCACCCUCAUCACCCACCAGCGGGUCCACACACGGGAACACCAGCCACCACGAGCCCCAGUUGCCCUUGGACCCCAGGGUGAGGAAUGGCCCUUCACCUGUGCCAUCUGUGGGAGAGGUUUCCACAAGGAGAUUGCCCUGAUCACCCAUCGGCGAGUCCACGCCAAGUAUGAGCCCAACCGCUGCAGCAAGUGUGGGCAAGUCUUCCCUGACAGGGCCCAGCUCCGGCUCCACCAGCCCUCCCAUGCCAAAGACCGACCAUUCAAGUGUGCCGCAUGCGGGAAGGACUUCAAGAGGAAAGAGAUCUUGAUUACCCACCAGUGGGUCCACACAGGAGAGGUGCCCUUCCAGUGCCCCCUGUGCAGCAAAAGCUUCUCACAGAAGGCCAACCUCAUGAAGCACCAGCUCACUCACACCCGCCCGGGCCUGUUUAUCUGCUCCGACUGUGGGCAAAGGUACACCACCAUUGGACAUUUCAAGAGGCACCAGAAGAACCACCUCAAGAAGCAAAGUCCUCCUAGUGAGUGAAAGGAGCCCCCUGAGGACCUGGUGACCAGCUGUGUGCCACCAGAGCCAGUGGGUGACCACUGCAGCCUCAUCAUUGUGGUGAAGACAGAGGCUGAUGCUGAAGACUACGAGGUCCUACAGGUCCCAUGAUGGCAAGGAUCAAGCACUCAGGGGGGGAAGGGCUGAUGCCUGCUCACUUGGCGAUGGGCAUGCUGCAUCUGCCACCAAGGUCCACGGUCCCAUGGGAGCUGCUGAGGUUUGCCAUCACAGACUUCAUGGCAGGAGCCAUAGCAGACCAUUUUUCGUCCCUAGCUUUCCAGCAGCUGACACCAGCACUGGCCAUCUUGCAGACACGUGGAGCAGCACGGGGUCUGCUACCGUGGAGAAACUGCAGCCAGAAAUAAGGGAGUGUGUCAUGGCCAAAGGACUCAGGGAUGGGGACCCUGCUGGCACCUGGGGAAGGACCGCUGAGGUCAGUAACGCUCCUCGUGGAGGGCAAACACCCGCCCAGGCGGACUAGUUUGCAAAGCCAGAGUAAGAGCCCUGGCUGGGAACUAACACAGGGUUUAUAUGAAGACAUCGCUUUGCCUAGUUUAAAAUAAUGUCAUGCAUGGGUUGAUCGUGCAGGAUAAUCCCUGGGCAUAUUUAUUACGGAGUUGAGGGCAUUCUUUGCACAGCCACAGUAUCAGAGCAGCAUUUGGGAGAUUGCCAGACCUGUUUCUUGCACCACGUGCCCAGCUGCAAUGCCAAGAUGUCUCCUAAAGUCUCCUAAACCUGGAGACCACUGGUCUGUGUCACGUACAGCCGCACAGAAACCCUCCACAACUGUCCUCCGUGUCACACGUUUGAAGUCGUGACCACAGCGUGGCACCAGAAAAAGGUGUGUUUAAUUCCUCUGCCAAGAAAAGGAGGCAUUAGGUUGCUCCUAGUGCCCCAGCACCUGGGGUGGAGCUGGGGGUUGGCAGAGGCUGUUCCCACCACAGGUGCAGACGAGCCUCCCCACAACUGGCAUGAAGACUCUGCCCUCAUGGGCUGUGCUGUCCCAUAGGACUCCUCGGACCCAGCUCAGUGACGCGGAGGCCACCUCCACGGAGCCCCUGUAAGGCCGCCUGGCUAAGCCAGUUUGCCCUUCAGAGUGGUUUUGGAGGAGGAGAAGGAAAGGGCUUUUCUGGGCAAUCACUUAAGGUGCCACUUCACACUUGCUAAGGGGGUUGAGUUUCUUUUGUAUCCUGGAUGUUACUGCCCAAGCUCGCUUGAGAGAGAGUAAGACGGGCAUUUACCACCCCCUGCCCGGAGCCGGGUGCUCCCCAUGCCCAGAGCAGCACCCUCCACCCUCCAGCUCUCUCCUUAACUGCCAGGUUUUGCCUUCGAGGUUGCACGAAGGCGGCAAGGCACAACACCGUGUCCAAGCAAUGCUAACUUUCAGCACCUGCACGUGCCUCCGGAGCUCAGGCAGCCACCCCGCGCUUUCAGCAUCUCUCACCAUUGCUGGAUUCGGCACGCGCCCGGUGCUCCAUCCCCCAGCGCGGCCCCUGCUGCUCUGCCUCCUGCCCAUUGAAUUAAAAUCCUGCUAUUAGCUACAGCAAAGAGCUCCGAUGCCACGAAGUGAUGGCAGGAGCCAAAGGAAGGAUCGAUACAUCACUAUUAGCUUGCAAAAUCUGGGCCAGCUUGUCUUCGAACCCCACGUGGUCACUAGACCAGCCAAAUGGAUAGUUACACAAAAUUAAGGACCAUUUAAAUUUUAUUUUUUCCUCCAGUAGAUCUGUUUGAUUUUGAAGAUAUCUUACAGCAUUUCUGUUGUUUUAAUCAGCUUUUUUUUUUUCCCCCUGCAUUUAUUUCGCUGGCGGUAAAUUCAUCAGCCCCAAAUAGGUAGACUGAUAACAGACCGUGAUAACAGUACACUAAACUAUUACACGACAAGCAGGGAAUUAAAUCAUUCACUGGAAAACAGGCCAUGGUGGAAGACUGCAGUUUGCUGAAAGCUUUGUAUCCUUUCAAGCUUUUUUUUUUUUUAAUGCAACAUGGCCUUGCUCCAGUAACCUUUGCACAGCUCUGCCCCAUUUCUGCACGCUGAAGGGACAGCGAGCUGGCGUGUAGGCUCAGCCCUCGCUGACCAGUUGCCCCUGCCUUGUCCCUUGUUUGGGGCUUUUCUCUCAGGAAUUAAACAACAGCGAGGAAUAAACUAUCCAGCUCCCCUUUCCUAACUGAUCCUGAUUUCUUUAAGUCACAUUAUGUUUUGCUAAUAGUCCUGCUGCACAUAAACAGACUCGAACUGGGGAUGAUGAGAAAGCGGCUGCGUACAUUGCACGGCAAAACUUCUGCCCUGAUUAAGGUGGCUGCUUUUCCAACCAGAGGGUUUAUGAGUGAUGAGUAACAGACCACGUUACUGGAGCACAGAUACAAGAAGAGAAGGCAUUGCCUAAGCAUCUUUCAAAUAAGACCCGGGAGGACGAAUAGUAGAACGUGGGCACAGCCCGGCUGGACUCUCCUUUGGGAAACAGGAGCAGCUCUGUGUUUAUGAGCUGUGGUUGGGCAGUUUUCCAUUGGCUUUCUAGAAAAGUUUGAUUGCUGUGGGGUGAAUGAAGAUGAAUUUUUAGUCUAACAAAGUCUCUCACCUGCAAAUCAUCCCAAUGUCAAGUAAGAAUAAAACAGAUUGGCACUGUAGCUAUUUAGACUGGAUAUAAGGAAAAAAAUUUUUACAAUGAGGGUGGUGAAACACAGGAACAGGCUGCCCAGAGAGGUGGGGGAUGCUCUGCUCCUCAGGACAUUCAAGGUCAGGUUGGACAGGACUCUGAGCAACCUGAUCUAGCUGAAGAUGUCCCUGCUCGCUGCAGGGGGCUGGGCUGGAUGGCCUCUAAAGGUCCCUUCCAACCAAGCCAUUCUGUGAUUUCAUGAGUCUAUGACUCUAUUUUUCCCUGGCUCAGUGGUUGCGGGUCCACCACGCUCUGGGGCUGGCUUUAUCUCACCUGAAUUCAUGUCUCUACAGCACAGACGUAAACAACCGAGCUGGUCAUCUCCCAUUUAAAAUCAAAGGAGAGAAACAGAUGAAGAAGGUGAUUUUUCUGCCCUAUUUAGGUGUCCACUCCGGGGAUGAGACUCCAGGACUUCAUUGACUCUCUGGCUACGUCUCCAUGGGCUGCAGAGGGGAGCUGGGCUCAGAAGGAGACAUCCCCAUCCGUUCAUGGGGUUUUUAGCCCACAACAGCCAAUCUAUUUGGGAAAAGAGCAGGGGCUGUAGGGACACAGGCUGCAAUGGCCAGCAGUUAUUAGGCGUCACGGAAGCACGGAGUCAGCUCUGCAGAUGCCUCUGCUGUAAAAACAUCCCAGCCCUUAACAACUUGUUUGCUGCGUUGUGCGGCGCCGAUGAAGCUCUGCCUACAAACAGUCCUGGCUGUGUGUGGCUUCCCGAGGGAAGAAGCUGGUGUAGACAGGGGCGUGGAAAGGCCGGUAUAAUCCACACAGAAGGAGAUGAUUAUUUCCCAGGUAUAUUUUUUAUGACUUUUUUUUAUUUAUUGGUAGGCAGAAGGUAGCCAUGCAGGAGACAGAGGAACUAUCAGGAGCUGUGAACAUCUACUGAAAUAUUAAUAUAUGUUAUUUGCUGUUCUUCCCUAUGUUUGUUUUUACAAAGCAAAAUAAAUUACAUUUUUCAAUUGUCCUUCUUUUUAAUAUCACAUCCCAGCAUACUUUUGCUGUACAAGAUCCUCCAGCUAUGAAAUUCACCUCUUUCCCCUAGAUUUUUUCUGUAUUUCCUCUGUUUUGCAGAUAGUUUGCCUCUAUUUUUCUCAUAAAAAUCUGUACU